Vicia faba (fava bean) is the source of this 2448-nucleotide messenger RNA. Lineage: Eukaryota; Viridiplantae; Streptophyta; Magnoliopsida; Fabales; Fabaceae. The record is from the annotation of a GenBank genome assembly.
AUGAAUUUCUUGAUUCGUUCCACAACGAGCGUGUACUCAGAGCGCACUCCGAUUCCAGAACCUCGCACCGAUGUUCAUCAACGAUCAGCAUCCGCCGGAUCUUCUUAUGAGGCUCAUAAAUCUGAUGUUUCUUAUUCGACGUACGAUUGUGAUGUUGAAUUGAAUUCAAAACAGCGUGAUUUGCCGGUUGCGGUUGUUGAUAAGCACAUUGAUGUUUCUGAAGAUGAAGGAUGGAUCACCAUUCCGUGCAAGGAACUUCCUGAAAACUGGGAUCAUGAGCCAGAUAUACAAUCACUGCGCCCUCUUGAUCGUUCCUUUCUUUUUCCGGGUGAACAAGUUCAUAUCUUGGCAUGCUUGUCUGCAUGUAAGCAGGAUACACAGAUUACUCCUCCAUUUGAAGUUGCUGCAAUGACAAGAAAGAAUGGCCGAGGUCAAAGCCCCGAGAAAGAAAGUGGAAGCAUUGAAAACAGAAAUAAUUUAGUAUCCGGAGAAGAAGAACUGAGUACCAGUGGUGAAGAGAAGCAGGGAGAUAUUUUUGAUGGUGACUCCCUUCACAAGGAGGUUCACAAAAGACAAACUGCAUUGCUGUUGCAAAAAUUUGAAAAUUCUCACUUCUUUGUGAGGAUCUCUGAGUCCAAUGAGCCUCUUUGGACCAAAAGAAGCUCUGUAGAAUUUUUUUCUAAUUCUUCUGAAGCAAAUGGUCAGAAGGCGCCAACAAUUAAAACUAGAGAGACUGCACUUCCUUCCAUUGGUACAGUUAUUGAUAAAGGAAAUUUUGAUGCAACUGUUUGUGGUGGCACAGCGAGAAAUUCUGUCAAGUGUUUCACUUUACCUAAUGGAGACAUAGUGGUUCUUUUACAAGCAAAUGUUAGUGUAAAUUUUCUUAAAGACCCUUGUAUAGAAAUUCUCCAAUUUGAAAAGUGUCAGGAGAGAACAUUGUCUCCCGACAGUCAGGUGAAUGAAGUUUGUACAAAUCAAGGUCCAUGUGCAGAGCUGUUAAAUUGGAUACUUCCAUUGGAAAAUGGGAGGCCUCCUACGCGCUCAGAUUCUCAUCAUCAUUUAACUUCAAAUUCAGGAAUUGGUAGCACUUCUCAUAGGUCCAACCUUUCAGCACCAAUUGGCUCUCCGUUAUUUGCUUUUGGAAAUUUCAGAAGUUACUCCAUGUCAUCAUUACCGCAAAUUACAAACACACCCAGUGCUCCUGUUAAAGCAACUAGUUCUAAGCAAAACUUUGACCUAGACGAUUGGGAUCAAAUUUCAUCUCUCAAUUAUUUUUGGAAAAAAACUGGGGUGGAAGAACUUCUAUCUUUUCGAGGUGUCUCAUUGGAGCGAGACAGGUUUUCUGUUUGUUGUGGAUUAAAAGGCGUCUAUAUACCUGGUAGAAGGUGGAGAAGGAAACUUGAAAUAAUUCAACCUGUAGAGAUUCAUUCUUUUGCUGCUGACUUUAAUUCAGAGGAUCUUCUUUGUGUUCAGAUAAAGAACAUUGCUCCUGCACAUGCUCCAGAUAUUGUGAUAUAUAUAGAUGGCAUAAAUAUUAUAUUCGAGGAGUCUACAAAAAAUGGAGCAGUGUCAUCUUUGCCAAUUUCAUGUGUUAAAACUGGAGACGAUCAUUCUUUACCAAAUCUAGCCCUCAGGAGAGGUGAAGAACAUUCUUUUAUCCUUAAACCAGAAACUUCUACAUUGAAGAAUCUCAAGGCGCAAGAUGAUAGAAAUUCCCGUUUGUCAAAGCUAUAUGGAAAUACAGCAUCAAAAUUAAGUCUUGAUCAGUAUGCAAUUAUGGUGUCAUGUCGAUGCAAUUAUACAUCAUCAAGGUUGUUCUUUAAACAACCAACUAGUUGGAUACCACGAAACUCGAGGGAUAUCAUGAUCUCUAUUGCAUCACAGAUGUCUGGAAAACCUCCUGGAGCUCAUGAAAAAACUUAUCAACUUCCUGUGCAGAUCUUAACUCUUCAAGCUUCAAAUUUGACAUCUGAAGAUCUAACUUUGACAGUUCUAGCUCCAGCUUCAUUUACUUCACCCCCUUCAGUGGUUUCCCUGAAUUCACCGACGACUCCAAAGAGUCCUUUUAUUGGUUUUGCAGAGUUUUUAGCAAGAACAAAUGGUGAAAGAAGUAUCGGUGCCAAAUGGAAAAAGAGCUUCAAUGCUAUUAUGAAAAAAAAGGUGGAACGAAGUUUCGAUGUCAAAGCUCAGACAGUUUCUUUGAGUGAUGAUGUCAUUCCCAGUUCCGGUAUUAGUUGCACACAUCUAUGGUUGCAAAGCAGAGUUCCACUUGGAUGUAUUCCAUCUAAAUCUGUAGUCACUGUCAAGCUUGAACUACUUCCAUUGACUGAUGGCAUAAUUACGUUGGACUCUCUGCAAAUUGAUGUCAAGGAAAAAGGUGUUGCCUAUAUUCCCGAAUGCUCCAUGAAGAUAAAUUCAACUUCCAGUAUCUGCAAGGGGCUUAUGUAG